AUGUCACAAUCAUUUGAAGAAAAUGAAAUAAUAGCACCUGAACAUAUUAAAGAAGAAAUAAUAGAAGAGAAUGUUACAAUAAAAGAUGAAAAACCUAGUUUUAAUGAACAACUGUUAACGGACAACUAUAAAAAUAUUAAACUUGAACAACAAUUACACACGGAAUUAAUUAUUAAAGAAGACGAAAGUGAUUUAGAAUAUUUUCGAAAUGAUAAUGGAAACAAACUUUUAUCAUGCAAUGAUUGUGAUGAAACAUUUAAAACUGAAAGAAGUCUAAUUUUACAUCGAGAAAUUCACACUGGAGGGAGACCGUUUUCAUGUGAACAUUGUGAUAAAUCAUUUAAUCGGAAAAGCCACUUAAUUCGACACCAAGGAACUCACACUGGAGAAAAACCUUUUUCAUGUGAAGAUUGUAAUAAAUCAUUUAGUCGGAAAAGCCACUUAAUUCGACACAAACUAACUCACACUGCAGGAAAUAAACCUUUAGCAUGUGAAGAUUGUGACAAAUCAUUUGAUCGGAAAGACAACUUAAUUCAACACAAACUAACUCACAUUGCAGGAGAAAAAACUUUUUCAUGUGAAGAUUGUGACAAAUCAUUUGACCGGAAAAGCAAGUUAAACCGACACAAACUAACUCACACUGCAAGAGAAAAACAUUUUUCAUGUGAAGAUUGUGAUAAAUCAUUUAAUCGGAAAAGCCACUUAAUUCGACACCAAGGAACUCACACUGGAGAAAAACCUUUUUCAUGUGAAGAUUGUGAUAAAUCAUUUGAUCGGAAAAGCAACUUAAACCGACACAAACUAACUCAUACUGUAGGAAAAAAACCUUUUUCAUGUGAAGAUUGUGAUAAAUCAUUCAGUCGGAAAAGCCAUUUAAUUCGACACAAACGAAUUCACACUGGAGAAAAACCUUUUUCGUGUGAAGUUUGUGAUAAAACUUUUUCUGACAAAAGCCAUUUAGUUGAGCAUUUACGAAUUCAUACCGGGGAAAAACCUUUUUCAUGUGAAGAUUGUAAUAAAUCAUUUAAUAUUAAAAGCCACUUAAAUCGACACAAACUAACACACACUGCAGGAAAUAAACCUUUUGCAUGUGAAGAUUGUAACAAAUUAUUUGAUCGGAAACGCAACUUAAUUCAACACAAACUAACUCACAUUGCAGGAGAAAAACCUUUUGCAUGUGAAGAUUGUGAUAAAUCAUUUAAUCGGAAAAGGCUCUUAAUUCGACACAAAAGAACUCACACCGAACUCAAAUCUUUUUCAUGUGAAGAUUGUGAUAAAUCAUUUGAUCAGGAAGGCAACUUAAGCCGACACAAACUAACUCACACUGCAGGAGAAAAACCUUUUUCAUGUGAAGAUUGUUAUAAAUCAUUUAAUCGGAAAAGCCAAUUAAAUCGACAUAAACUAACUCACACUGCAGGAGAAAAACCUUUUGCAUGUGAAGAUUGUGACAAAUCAUUUGAUCGGAAAGUCAACUUAAUUCAACACAAACUAACUCACAUUGCAGGAGUAAAACCUUUUUCAUGUGAAGAUUGUGACAAAUCAUUUGAUCAGGAAAGCAACUUAAACCGACACAAACAAACUCACACUGCAGGAGACUUAAUUCAACACAAACUAACUCACAUUGCAGGAGAAAAAACUUUUUCAUGUGAAGAUUGUGACAAAUCAUUUGACCGGAAAAGCAAGUUAAACCGACACAAACUAACUCACAUUGCAGGAGAAAAGCCUUUUUCAUGUUAAGAUUGUGAUAAAUCAUUUAAUCGAAAAAGCAACUUAUUUCGACACAAAAACAUUUUUCAUGUGAAAAUUGUGUAAAUGAUUUGUUCUGAAAUGCCGUUUAAUUGAACACAAACUUACUCACACUGCAGUACAAAAACUUUUUUCAUAUGGAGAUUGUGAUAAAUCAUUUAAUCGGAAAAGCCACUUUAUUCGAAACGGACUCACAGUUUCGAAACAAA
Molecule: messenger RNA, 1955 nt
Organism: Chrysoperla carnea
Lineage: Eukaryota; Metazoa; Arthropoda; Insecta; Neuroptera; Chrysopidae
Product: zinc finger protein OZF-like
Exons: 2
Coding region: 1-1737 (578 amino acids)
Cellular component (GO): nucleus
Source: RefSeq, a predicted model, not a curated record